AUGAAGUUCUUCGCCACUACUUUUCUAGUUACCUUAGUCACCAGCGCCGUCGCUGUGCCCCAUUCAAACACUUCCUCCACCGACGUUGGAAAGAAGAUCCUAUCCACAGCCAUGACAGCCAAGGGCACGCCAUAUGCUUGGGGUGGUGGUUCCUGCAGCGGGCCUUCUGAUGACCAGCCUCCCUAUGACUAUGGUGAUGUUGGCUAUGACUGUUCCGGUCUCGUCUGCUGGGCCGUCUGCAAGGUAACGGGUCGCGACCUGUUCACGGAGGGUCUUCGCGUGACUUCUUCCAUGUACUGUGCAUCUGAGAGUAAACUGGGGUAUAAGAAAUAUCCCUUGUCCCAGCGCCGUGUUGGAGAUGCCAUUUUCUUUGGUGGCGAGUGUGACUGCAAUGAAAGUGGCAGCAUUCAUCACGUCGGACUUAUGAUGGAUUCUGGCGAUCGCAUGUGGAAUGCUCCCAAUGAUCGCGUUAACCAGGUUCAGGAAAACAGCAUUAAGGGCUUUGGCGAGGAACCUUGCCCUUAUGUCAUUCGGUUUACAUCAUAG
Molecule: messenger RNA, 546 nt
Organism: Penicillium waksmanii
Lineage: Eukaryota; Fungi; Ascomycota; Eurotiomycetes; Eurotiales; Aspergillaceae
Product: C40 family peptidase
Exons: 3
Coding region: 1-546 (181 amino acids)
Source: RefSeq, a predicted model, not a curated record